Molecule: messenger RNA, 1850 nt
Organism: Pseudogymnoascus verrucosus
Lineage: Eukaryota; Fungi; Ascomycota; Leotiomycetes; Thelebolales; Thelebolaceae
Exons: 1
Coding region: 163-1413 (416 amino acids)
Source: RefSeq, a predicted model, not a curated record
GGACACGCAACGAGAAUCACUACACUCAUCACACGCCUUCCAGCUCAAAAAAACACUUUCACUACAUUCAAUCGCUGUUUAGCUAUCGAUUUUCCAAACCCAUCAACAGAAGCCUAUCAGGGCAAUCUUUACUGUCUUGUUAUUCCACCGUUCCUGCAAGCAAUGUCGUCGAGCCUAUCGUUCUACGGGGGAUGGGCGGGCAUCGCCGUCGUUGGUGCUGGAUACUGGUACCUGCAGAAUCGGAAGCCAGCCGCCGUCAAGCAAACAAAAGCUGCACCAACGAAACCAGCGACCAAGCAAACAGAAGCACGGAAGGAUGGCAAGGCUAAGAAACAACGAAGCGAGGGGGCUCAGAGCAGUGGAGAUCAAGCGUCAGAGAAGAGCACAACCAAAAAGGCACGGAAGGCUGUCAAGGUUGACGCCAAACCUGCUGUGCAGAAUGUCACUCCUAAACCCACCACAACCUCAAACGAUGACGAUGAUGACGAGAUCGACAAUCGAGAGUUUGCCCGCCAGCUCAGCAAUGCCAAAGCAGGCACUGCCAUCGGUUCGAAACCACAAGCAGGGGCACGCCAAAAGUCUGUCAAGCAAUCCCGGGCACAAGCCGCAGCAUCCAACAGCUUUGAUGAUAACACAGCUUCCGCCACCUCAUCCAAUGCAGGUGCUGACGCCGAUGAUGACUUGUCGGCUGCCAAUUCCCCAGUUUUGAACGCUAGAUCCUCAAGCAACCUGGGUGGCGUUGGUGACAUGCUGGAGCCCGUCUCCCAGGGCCCAUCGGUCCUUCGCAUCACCUCUCCAGUCAACCCUCAACCAAAGAAGGAGAAGAAGGCAGCAAAGGCACCCGAGCCAGUCGAAACAAAGAAGCAACGUCAGAACCGCAAGAAGAGAGAAGCUGAGAAGCUAGCUCUGGCGGCAUCAGAGACAGAUCGCAAGGUGCUCCUGGAGUCCCAGCGCCGCACAGCCCGCGAAGCUGAAGGCCGGGCUGCCAAGGAUGGAAGCCUAUACACAAACUCGGCUGCGGCCGCCUCAGUCUGGAAGGCAGACGAGGCCGCUGUUGAGGCCAAGCCUGCCAAUGGACAGGUGGAGCUACUCGACACAUACGAGCCGGCAACCAAGCCAGCUGCUACGAAGCCAAAGGCAAAGGGAGGCGACGAUUAUGCGACCUUACCAUCUGAAGAGGAGCAGCUGAGACUUAUCGAGGAGGAUUCUGCAUGGAACACUGUCACCAAGCCGAAGAAGGGAAAGAAGAAGGCGGAUGAGGCAGUUAAGCCUGUUGAGGCACCAACCCCUCCCCCAAAUGUGCCGGAGACCAAGCUCCCAAAGCAGCGCACUGAGGAGCUUACCUGGGUGGACAACAACGAGCACGGAGUCGCCAAGUACGACCUUGCGGAUGACGACUGGGAGGUCGCGUAAGAUGAGCUCGGGUUUUUUUUCUGAUGGCUGCGGGAGUGGCGGCCUCGACACUGGCCUGUCGACAUCUACUACUCCAACCAGUCAAGCGACCUCAAUUUUGAUCCCCUUUGCUCGUUCUUUUUUCGCAAUGGCCCUUCGGACUCUGUCGUCGAUCGAGCCGGUGGUGUGGUUUUAUACGAUGUUCUGGUGCGUUCAAGUUAGGGCAAGGCGUUGAGCAUGCAUGGGAGACGAUAUUUUCUGCGACUGCGAUGAACGACGAGAGUGUAUGUUAAGUAUGGCAUGCGCGGGCAGGAGACAGGAUCACAUCUGGGGCGGAUUUUCUAUUUUGUAAUUUUUUUCGUAGGGCAGCGAAUUGUACCAUCACAGGGCCUCCUUCCAACUAGAUAGCUGGCCUCUCCAGGGUCUGUGACGGAUACAAACUAUCUACAAUACCCAUC